GGCUUAGGGGGAGCGCAUCGCCUCUUUUGCAAGCCGCAGGGCCACCACCAGCGCGUGAGCCUUGGAUCCCUCAACGUAUUGCGAGACGCCGGUGUAUAGCCCGGACCUGUGCCCCAACAUGAUCGCCGCUCAGGCCAAGCUGGUUUACCAGCUCAAUAAAUACUACACGGAGCGCUGCCAAGCGCGCAAGGCGGCCAUCGCCAAGACCAUCCGAGAGGUCUGUAAGGUGGUCUCGGACGUGCUCAAGGAAGUGGAGGUGCAGGAGCCUCGCUUCAUCAGCUCCCUGAGUGAGAUCGAUGCCCGCUACGAGGGGCUGGAGGUCAUCUCGCCCACAGAAUUCGAGGUGGUGCUCUACCUAAACCAAAUGGGCGUCUUCAACUUCGUGGACGACGGCUCCCUGCCCGGCUGCGCGGUGCUCAAACUGAGCGAUGGUCGGAAGCGGAGCAUGUCUCUCUGGGUAGAGUUCAUCACGGCGUCCGGCUACCUCUCCGCGCGCAAGAUCCGUUCACGUUUCCAGACGCUGGUGGCUCAGGCAGUGGACAAGUGCAGCUACCGGGAUGUGGUCAAGAUGAUCGCGGACACCAGCGAGGUCAAGUUGCGCAUCAGGGAGCGCUACGUGGUGCAAAUCACCCCGGCGUUCAAGUGCACCGGUAUCUGGCCUCGCAGUGCGGCACAGUGGCCUAUGCCUCACAUCCCCUGGCCUGGCCCCAAUCGGGUGGCCGAGGUCAAGGCCGAAGGGUUCAACUUGCUCUCCAAGGAGUGCUACUCGCUGACCGGGAAGCAGAGCUCCGCGGAGAGCGACGCCUGGGUGCUACAGUUCGGGGAGGCUGAGAACCGCCUGCUGAUGGGCGGCUGCCGAAACAAGUGUCUGUCGGUGCUGAAGACGCUGCGGGACCGCCACCUGGAGCUGCCAGGACAGCCGCUCAACAACUACCACAUGAAGACGCUGCUGCUGUACGAGUGCGAGAAACACCCGCGGGAAACGGACUGGGACGAGGCAUGCCUGGGCGACCGGCUCAAUGGCAUUCUGCUGCAGCUCAUCUCCUGCCUGCAGUGUCGCCGCUGCCCCCACUACUUUCUGCCCAACCUCGACCUCUUCCAGGGCAAGCCCCAUUCGGCCCUGGAGAGCGCUGCCAAGCAGACCUGGAGGUUGGCCAGGGAAAUUCUCACCAAUCCCAAAAGCCUGGACAAACUAUAGGGUGCUGGGGACUGCUUGAAAAGCGACACAAACGGGAAUGCUCUCAGCCACCCAACACCCACACGACAAACAGCGGAAACUCCGGACACAAACUUUUCUGUCAGCCACCUGAAAGCAGCCACCACCCAAAGCAGCAGACCUUCGUGAAUUCACGAGCCAACAAAAGAGAGCAACCCAAGCAACAAACCAAGCCACACGAAAUCACAUUC
This is a messenger RNA of Pteronotus mesoamericanus, 1407 nucleotides long. RefSeq names its product mab-21 like 2 (gene MAB21L2). The record is from RefSeq and is a predicted model, not a curated record. Lineage: Eukaryota; Metazoa; Chordata; Mammalia; Chiroptera; Mormoopidae. The transcript has a single exon. The coding region runs from base 119 to 1198 and encodes 359 amino acids.